CUUAAAGGAAUCGACUUGCGACUUGUCCUUGUCCUCUCUUCUUUCUUGCCUGUGAAAGUUUUGUCAAGACGAAAGCAGCCCUUCGGAGAUUGCAAGGGUCUAUCUUCGUCCCUUAGAUGUAUCCCAGAUUGUCCUAAAGGGUCCCCCUUAAUCGCCUUCUCCUUUUCCUUCAUAAGCAACUCUUUCUUCUCACCAUCUCUUGCACGUAAAUUCCCAGAAUUUUUUUCCUUCCGUUGAUUGCAGGCUACAGAGGGAGCUUGUGUAGGAAUAAAGGUAUUGAUUUGACCCAGAAAGAUGGCGACCCUUUACUCCACGCAUUGUGGUUCGUGUUCUGUUGGGGGUUCCUAUUCUUCGUCUUUAUCAAUAAAUGGGGGGCAAAAUCAAUGGCUGGCCCUCUCUUCUUCUUCUCCAUGGCGGGUUGUCCCGUCUAAAGCUAAGGUUGUUCUUCAGUCUCGCAGGAAUUCCCAUCUAAAUGCGGUCCUUAUGCAAGAUGGUGCUGUUGCCGCAAGGGUGACUCCCAUAGAAAAUGAGACACCUAUGAAGAAACCAAAGGCUGCGUCCUUGUCGGUUCCAUCAUCUCAGGAAUGUAAAGAUGCUGUAGGUUUCAAUAUAAAUGAAAAUGAGCCGACUGUCAGUAUUACUGUGGUUGGUGCUUCUGGGGACCUUGCCAAGAAGAAGAUAUUUCCUGCACUUUUUGCACUUUAUUAUGAAGACUGUCUCCCUAAGCACUUUACCAUUUAUGGUUAUGCUAGGAGUAAGAUGACUGACAUGGAACUUAGAAACAUGGUUAGCAGGACCCUUACCUGCAGAAUUGAUAAGAGGGAGAACUGUGAUGAAAAGAUGGAGCAAUUUCUUCGAAGAUGUCUCUACCAUUCUGGUCAGUAUGAUUCUGAGGAGAACUUUGCACAGUUAGACAAGAAGCUCAAAGAGCAUGAGGCUGGGAGGGUUUCUAAUCGCCUCUUUUAUCUGUCUAUCCCUCCAAAUAUAUUUAUUGAUGCUGUCAGAUGUGCAAGUUCAUCAGCUUCUUCUGCUCAUGGCUGGACCCGAGUCAUUGUUGAGAAACCUUUUGGUCAAGAUUCAGAAUCCUCUGCUGCUUUAACUAAAGCCUUGAAGCAGUACCUGGAAGAGGAUCAAAUAUUUAGGAUAGAUCACUACUUGGGAAAGGAGCUUGUGGAAAACCUCUCUGUUCUCCGUUUCUCCAAUCUAAUUUUCGAGCCCUUGUCGUCAAGGCAGUAUAUCAGGAAUGUACAGUUAAUAUUUUCUGAAGAUUUUGGCACAGAGGGACGUGGAGGGUAUUUUGACAAUUAUGGCAUAAUUAGAGAUAUAAUGCAGAACCAUCUGCUUCAAAUACUAGCUCUCUUUGCCAUGGAAACUCCAGUCAGUUUGGAUGCUGAAGAUAUUAGAAAUGAAAAGGUCAAAGUUUUGCGCUCAAUGAGGCCUUUGCAGCUUGAAGAUGUGGCAAUAGGACAGUACAAGAGCCACACAAAGGGAGGAGUUACUUACCCUGGCUACACUGAUGAUAAGACAGUGCCCAAAGACAGCUUGACUCCAACUUUUGCAGCAGCUGCUCUCUUCAUAGACAAUGCAAGAUGGGAUGGUGUGCCUUUCCUAAUGAAAGCUGGCAAAGCAUUACAUACUAAUAGGGCAGAGAUAAGGGUACAGUUCAGGCAUGUGCCUGGUAACCUGUAUAACAGAAACUUUGGAACUGAUCUUGAUCGAGCUACAAACGAGCUAGUUAUUCGAGUUCAGCCGGAUGAAGCUAUUUAUUUGAAGAUCAAUAACAAGGUCCCUGGUUUGGGAAUGAGAUUGGACCGUAGUAAUCUAAACCUGCUUUACGCAGCAAGAUACUCGAAAGAGAUUCCAGAUGCGUACGAGAGACUUCUGCUGGAUGCAAUUGAAGGGGAGAGGAGGCUGUUUAUUCGAAGUGAUGAACUGGGUGCUGCUUGGUCACUUUUCACUCCUGUUCUGAAAGAGCUAGAGGAGAAAAAGAUUGUGCCUGAGUACUAUCCUUAUGGAAGCCGUGGCCCCGUCGGUGCGCACUAUCUGGCAGCCAGACACAACGUCCGGUGGGGUGAUCUCACUGUAGACCAGUAACUAGGAGUACAUGAGAAAGAAAAGCUUUGCAUUAUUUACGUUGGUGUGUUCUGCGGGGUAACCAGAUAAUUGUAAGCCUUGGCUUUGGUUUAGAUCUUGUAAUAAGCUCUUAAGCUUUUGGUCCAAAUGAAACCUUUUUCUAUUCAAAAGGAAAAGGUUAAACCCCCUUUUUGGUCCCUCAACUAUCGUACGGACCCCCGAUUGAGUCCCUCAACUCAAAAAAUCCCUGACUUGGUC
Messenger RNA from Rubroshorea leprosula, 2331 nucleotides. The record is from the annotation of a GenBank genome assembly. NCBI's taxonomy places the organism in Eukaryota, Viridiplantae, Streptophyta, Magnoliopsida, Malvales, Dipterocarpaceae.